AUGAAAACACUAAGUUGGAACUGCCGAGGGCUUGGGAACCCUCGGACAGUUCAGGAUCUCUGCCAUAUGGUGGAGGAUAAGAAGCCCAGUGUUGUGUUUUUGAUGGAAACAAAGUUGAGGAAAACAAAAGCUGAGAGUUUAAGGAGAAGAUUAAAAUUUGAGGGAUGCAUGGUAGUUGAAGCAGUAGGGUUGAAAGGGGGCUUGAUAAUGAUGUGGGACCAUAUGAUAGAAGUUGAGGUGGAGAAUUUUUCUGUUUGGCAUAUAAGUGUAUGGAUUAAAGAACCAGAAUGUGCAGAGAGAUGGUUGUUAACAGGCUUCUAUGGACAGCCUGAUUCUAGUUUAAGAGAAGCAACAUGGAGCCUUUUAAGUUCUUUAAAACCACAGAGUGAUAGGGGCUGGUGUGUGCUAGGUGACUUCAACGAGAUCCUAGCUCAUGAUGAGAAGUUUGGAGGGAAACAAAGACCAGAAAGACAGAUGGUCAGAUUUAGAGAGGUGCUAGAGGAGGGGGGUUUGUUUGAUUUGGGUUGGAGAGGGGAUAAAUUCACCUGGAGCAACAAGCAUGAAGAUGAGACUUUUACUAAAGAAAGGUUAGAUAGGGCUGUUGCCAAUUCAAAAUGGAUGGACAACCAUACAGAAGGAUGGGUGGAGAUGUUGGUGGCCAGGUGCUCAGAUCAUAGGCCCAUCUUGCUGAACAAGAGUUUGAGAGUAGGCUUGGGAGGUAGAUACAAGAAGCUAUUCAGAUUUGAAACUAGUUGGGCACUUGAUGGUAAUUGUGAAGAAAUUGUCAAAACAGUUUGGAAAGAAGUCAACAGAGAUGGGAUACCUACCAUGGAGAUCUUACACAAGUUGGCUAAGAUAGAAGGAGCCCUUUCUCAAUGGAGCAAGCUCAUGGUUACUGAUCAAAAAAAGAUUCUAGCAGAAAAGACUGCUCAAUUGAGAAGGCUACAAGAACAAAAAGACAGUCACAACACAGCAGCUAUAAAAGACCUUCAAAAGGAAUUAGGAGUCAUGUUGGCAAAGGAGGAUUUGAAGUGA
Messenger RNA from Carya illinoinensis, 1035 nucleotides. RefSeq lists its product as uncharacterized. Lineage: Eukaryota; Viridiplantae; Streptophyta; Magnoliopsida; Fagales; Juglandaceae. The record is from RefSeq and is a predicted model, not a curated record. The transcript has a single exon. The coding region runs from base 1 to 1035 and encodes 344 amino acids. Gene Ontology annotation, molecular function: catalytic activity.